Plasmodium malariae is the source of this 2790-nucleotide messenger RNA. RefSeq names its product merozoite surface protein 3, putative. The record is from RefSeq and is a predicted model, not a curated record. The coding region runs from base 1 to 2790 and encodes 929 amino acids. The transcript has a single exon. NCBI's taxonomy places the organism in Eukaryota, Apicomplexa, Aconoidasida, Haemosporida, Plasmodiidae.
AUGUGUAAAGUGUUGAGACUCCCUUUUUAUUUAGUUUUUUUAAAUUUUUGCAUAUGUGAAAGCAGAGAUAAAUUAAAAAAUGAAGUUGAAAAAGCAGAAAAUAUAGAUGAAAUAAAACGUAAUUUAAGAAGUAGUUUUUCAAUAAAAAAUCCGUCUUUACAGGAUGAAAAAAAGUUAGAAGAUGUAGACAAUCAUAACAGUAAUAAUAAUAAUAAUAAUAAUAAUAGUAAUAAUGAUAGUAAUAAUGAUAGUAAUGAUGAUAGUAAUGAUGAUAGUAAUGAUGAUGGUGAUGCAACUGUAGGCAACACUGAACAUUUUGGAGGCGUAGAUUCAAGCGAUACUACAAAAAGGAAAGACAUUAGAAAAUUUUUUAAAAAUGGUUCAAGUUCAUCCAUUGCUGCAUCUGUCAUACCCGACUUCCUGAAUGAGCAAGAAAAUGAAGAAAUUUAUUUGCAGAAAGAACCCCAAUUCUCAAUAAAUUCGAAAAGUUCAGAACAAUUUGUUUUGGGGAGUGAUGCAGAAAAUGCAAGUAGCGAAGAAGGAGAAUCUGAUGCAGACGAUCUAAUCUUCACAGAUAACCAAACUGAUGACGAAGGACCUAGUGACAAAGGUGAAACUGGUCGAGUUUAUGGACAACAUGAACAUCAGACGGGGGGUGAUCAUGCAGAUGGUAGAAGUGAAGAACAAAUAGAAGAAAACAAAAGAAAUACACCAAUAAGUACAACAGAAGAUUUAGUUGUACCGUCAGUUACAGAAUUGCCAAACGGCGAACUAAAACACCCAGCACCAGAAGAACCAGCUACACAUAAACAAGAACAGGUAGGGGGAGAAGAAUCAAAAGGACAAGAAGGACAAGAUGCAAAUUCAUCAGUAGAAGUACUCGAUAAAGACCCCGAAAACAAUGUACAUCAUGCACUAGAAGAGGGAGAAGGUGCAGUUACGCAACCCCCAUCAUCAGCACCAGUAGAAAACGAAGUAGCACAUGCAUCAGAACCAGAAACAAGAAUUGAAGAAGGUACUGCAGUUUUACAACCAAAAGAAUCUCAAGAAGCACUACCAUUACAACAAGAAAAAGAUGGAGAAUCAGAAAUAGAAUCAUUAUCAUCAGAGUCAAAAGAACAAGCAUCACAAACAAGUUUACCUAAACCAACAGCAGAACAAUCACCAGAACAAGGAGUAGAAGAGUUAACAGAACAAAAAGUAGGAGCAUUACGACAAGAAGAUGGAUCGAUAUCACACCAAGGAGAAUCAGCACUACCAGUAGGUAGUUCAAAACUGGUAGAACAGUCAUCAUUAGACUUAACUCCACCAGUAGUAAGUUCACCAUCGGACGUUGUAGGAGUUGAAACGGAAGAAGAUAAAAGUAAAGAUGAAGAUGGUGAAAAAGAGACACACAAAAAUGAUUCAGAACAUAAAAAUCAAAGAGAUGAUUCUCAGGUAGAUAAUGGAAAUAAUGAACAAAUAAGUGAAAUUGGAGAGAAUCUAUCACAAAAUUCAGGAGAGUCCGUCGAUUUAUUAGAAAGAGAAUUAAAAGAAAAAGAAUCAGAGCAGGAAGCAGAACCAGGACUAGAAGCAGAACCAGGACUAGAAGCAGAACCAGGACUAGAAGCAGAACCAGGACUAGAAGCAGAACCAGGGCUAGAAGCAGAACCAGAACUGGAAUCAAAAGCUGGUUUGGUAGCAGAAGAUCCUGAAAAACAAAAACAGCAGGAAGUAGUAGAGCCAGUUCAAGGAGCAAGAGUAGAAGAUCCAAAUGAAGUCAAAGAUCAAGAAGAAGAUUCACGAAAAGGAACACUAGAAAAAGAAGCACAGGACAGUUCGCUCAUCUUAUCAGAUAAUGAACAACAUAUAGAAACACCAUCACCAGAAGAACCAUUAGAAGAUGGUGAACUAACUGAUACAUUAGAACCAGAAGCAAGGGAAGAAACAGCUAGUGUUCAUAUACGACCAGAAUCAACUGAAGAAUUACUACCACCACAACAAAUAAUUGAAGGACCGGAUUCAUCCAUAGAAGAAGAAUCAUCACAAGAUGAAAGAUCAACUUUGCAAGAUGUAGAUCGUUCACUACUAGAUGAUAAUUCACAUGGGGUAGAAGAUCCAUCAUCAGGAUUAAUAUCAUCAGUAGAGAGACCACCAUUAGAGAAUUUAGAAUCUGAACAGGAAGAAAGUGAAGAUGGUGCAGAACAACAUGAUACAGAUGUAGAAGAGAAAGGAUUAUCCCUACCAUCAGAAGAAGAAAGGGAAGAAGUGAGAGAAGGAGGUAGUCAACUGGAAGAAGCACCAGUACAAGAGGAAAAAGAAGAUAAUGAAAAUAUACUUGAACUAGUAAAUUUUCGCGAGGGAAAUACACACAACACUGUAGAUGAAGAUGAAUCAGUGGUAGAGGAAAACGAAGUACAGCAGAAGGAAGAAGAUGAGGAAGAGAAAGAAAUAGAAAUUGAAGAGGAAGAUGUAUUAGAAUUAGUACAACAAUUACUACAAGAAGGGGGAGAAAACGAGGAAGCAGCAGAAGAAGUAAACGAAGUUGAUGAAUCUGAUGAGGAAGUAAAAGAAGAAAACCCACAAGGAAAUGAAUCUGAUGGUAAAAAUAAAGAAGCAAAUACUGCACCAUCUAACGACGUUGAAGCACAUAGAUCCCUUGCAGAAGAUUAUGUAAAUACCAAUGAUGAUAGAACAUUUACAAACGAGUUAGUGCAAACAGUGGUUACUUCAGAAGGCGAUACUACUUUGAUUGCUGAUACACUCAAAGAUUAUGUAGAAGAUUUGAAUCAAUUUUUUAACUUUAAAUAA